Messenger RNA from Dermacentor albipictus, 2454 nucleotides. RefSeq names its product phospholipase A2 inhibitor beta-like. Lineage: Eukaryota; Metazoa; Arthropoda; Arachnida; Ixodida; Ixodidae. Gene Ontology annotation, molecular function: protein binding. The record is from RefSeq and is a predicted model, not a curated record.
CACAACGAGCAGAAAUGCCCCGAGUACCAGGAAUUAGUAUCAGGCGAGAUUGGCGGGUUCUGUCAGGGCCGUGACCUUCUUUCGCAUGUGUAUUUACUCGCAUCUGCUUCGAAAUCACCGAACAUAGCGCAAUGAAAGCGACGUUACGCGUUUCUUUGGAAGUUCAGUUCCUUCCAUGGGAGACGAUCGCCGAAGCACUCGCUCGCCAGAACACCCUGGUCGACAUAUCAAAACACACCAAAGUCAGCAUGCGUUCGUAGAACUCUGCUGCUGACGAAUGGUUCUGAGGAAGCGAAGCUUCGAAGCAUGUCAGUAUAAAGGACGAAACGUGCGCUUUUGUGUGCGACGACCACAAACUUCAACCCUUGCCGACUACGGGCACUAUCUGGCGCCUAGCUGCACAAUGUUCGGAGGCCGUCUGGCAGUGGCACUCAUCGUCGUCUUGCUACUGAACCUGACGGCGACUCAUCCGAUAUGCUACUCAAGAGAGGGUCCCAGCCAUUGUUAUUACUUCUGCGAAGAUUUCACCAGGGCUCAGGACUUCCUACAAGUAGACCCCUACCAUGCGAAGAAUUGCACAUAUUUCAUUCUCAAGGACAGUUCUUUGGAGCAUUUGCCUUCUAGCGCUUUUGUCGGCACUGGAAUUUCUGUGCUGCACUUCAGGAACGUCAGCGUAGGCACAUACGGCGAUCGGCGGAGGAUCGCAGCGAGUCCGUUCGAUGCCCUCAAGGAUUCGCUGCGCAAGCUGAUCUUCAGCGACCAACCGAAGGCCCUCGAGUCCUGGAGCCUGCUACGCGGGCUCAAGAGACUGAACACACUCCUGCUGCUGAACGUGAGAGAGGUAAACCUGACGGCUGACUUCAACCAUCUGCCGCCAAGCGUGAAAGAGAUCCAAGUUCUGGGAGCACACAUAGAUCGAGUCGAUCAAGACUGGCUGGCCGAGCUGCAUGGUCUGAACGCCGUCGCGGUCAAAGAGACGAACCUGGAGAGCGUAUCGAGGUCGAUGCUGCCCAGGCCUGCGCCAAAGCUGAUGAUCCUCGACUUGGCGGACAACCGUAUCACAUCGCUGCCUGAGGACCUCACCACCGAUAUGCCUGCACUGCGAGAGUUGGACGUCGGCUACAAUGAGAUCACGACGCUACAUGAAAGCACCUUGGCGCCACUGAAGAGAAAGAGAGGUUUCGUGAGAUUGAUCGGAAACCCUUUGACAUGCGACUGUCGGCUGGCGUUCCUCCUCACGUACCCGAAGGAGUGGAACUACUACCCAUGCGCCAAGCCGCUGUCUUUGGUGACCAGGUCCAUCCAGUCUCUCACGGCAGCGGAGCUAUGCAGUGACACCGGGGAUCAUGACCGGAGCAACGCCAUCUAGAACAGGGGACAUUUGAGCUCCGAGCCCUGACAUCAUAUAGCGGACCUUUACCAUUAGUGAUGGCGGCGAGCAGCAGCGCUUAUCCUGAUCUUUAAGUUUGCCAAGCCUCACCAGACAACGGUGAAAUCGGGCCACGUGUCGAACGUUGCAGCUGUAGAGGUUCUUAUAAGUAGCGAGAGAGACAAAUGACGCUGCAGUGCUGGUUCAUGCAUGGAAGUGCACAGAUGCGGAGGCUUCGGGAUGUCGCUUUUCUCACAGAGUCAGGACUCCUUGGGGACACGUUUGGCGACAACUGCUCCUUCCUUUACAAUAGUGGGGUCUCUGAUGAAGCACAUUGAAAGACACUGUUUAGCCUUUCUUAGAGUAUAGGAAUUGCUUUCAUUAAUACACGCGCACAAUAAUGUCGAACAUAAACGGUACCACUGUAUAGGGUCGCUAAAGUUCGAGGAAAGACGCGAAGGUACAACGCUCAGAGAGCGAUCAUUUCGAUUGUAUGUUUCAGUUUUCCUCGACUACUUGUUAUACUGCAUACCCGCAAGUUGUAAUGAAAGGUGCAUUAUAGGAGUGCUAAAGCUUGUUGGGAAGACGUAAUUCCAAAGAAGUUUCAUGGCUUUAUUAGCGCUGCCGUAUACCCAUAGCCGCCGUAAACAUAUUUUAUGCCAAGCCAGUUACAGCGCAGCCAUGUCGUUGUAUUACUAUCUGUUUUGUUGUCUAAAUCUUCCGCCUUUAGGAAGGACUUCUCUUUCGAAACCCAGUUAUUAUAUUCCCAGCUGAAUUACAGUCCAGCACGAAUAGCAAGAAGCAAACAGACUAUACUUUAGACUUUUCCAGGUCAUUUGACCAUGUCGCUCAUUGUCGCCUCAUAUAAAAUUUACCUGCCCUUCAAUUUUAGGCCCUUGACCAGAUGCUCAGUCGAGUUUCAAGGCCAUCAAGGCAUUACUGAACUUUUUAAAAAUUACCGGCUUGGAUUGCAGACUUUGAGCAUUGCAAAUUGCAUGCCAUAUGUUCUAUAUCUUCCUUGUACCGUCAUCGUCACCCAUCAUGCACCUCUUUCUUCCCUCUCUCUUUCCCUCUCCCCCUUCCCC